Neomonachus schauinslandi (Hawaiian monk seal) is the source of this 883-nucleotide messenger RNA. RefSeq names its product C-X-C motif chemokine ligand 13 (gene CXCL13). Gene Ontology annotation, molecular function: CXCR chemokine receptor binding; chemokine activity. Bases 36 to 368 code for a protein of 110 amino acids. Gene Ontology annotation, cellular component: extracellular region. The transcript is spliced from 4 exons. Gene Ontology annotation, biological process: antimicrobial humoral immune response mediated by antimicrobial peptide; cellular response to lipopolysaccharide; chemokine-mediated signaling pathway. The record is from RefSeq and is a predicted model, not a curated record. Lineage: Eukaryota; Metazoa; Chordata; Mammalia; Carnivora; Phocidae.
CCAGAGCUGAAGUCUGAACUCCACCUUGAGGCAGAAUGAGGUUCACCCUGGGAUCUCUGCUGCUCAUGCUGCUGGUCUGCAGCCUCCCUCCAGUCCAUGGUGUUCUGGAGGCCUACAAUACAAACUUAAAGUGUAAAUGCAUCCAAGAGACCUCAGGCAUUAUCCUGAUCCAGCACAUUGACAAGCUUCAGGUCUUCCCUCCUGGGAAUGGGUGCCCAAACAAAGAAGUCAUAAUUUGGAAAAAGAAUAAGUCAGUCCUAUGCUUGAACCCUAACUUGAAAUGGACACAAAGAUUAAUAAAAAUAUUACAGAGAAAAAAUGCUACUUCAACUCGACCAGCUCCAGUGCUUAAGAGAAAGAUCAAGUGAUGCCAAUAUCCCCACUAAGGACACCUGUAUUCCCCCGAACCUGCUCUGGGUUUUAGUUCUGUAUUUGGAUGAACCUUUCUGAGAAAAAGAACUUCUCCAUAUAAGGAAGCAUGAAAAUAUAUGUAAAAUAACACUGAGCAGCUUAUGGGGCCAAGUUGGGCUUUUUGAAAAAUAUGGUACCCUAUAUACUUGGGCUUUGCAUUCUCAUUCAUCACAGAGGAAAGUUUCUUUGAGGGUAGUUACUUAGUAAUAAAUCACAUAGGUUUCUCUUAAUAGUAUAUCUAUUGCUUAGUGCUAAAUUUUCCUAGAAAAUAAGGCAAUAAGAAUUUAAACCUCAAAUCUGAACAUGUGGCUUGAGUUAAGAAAGAAAUGAUGGAAUUCACUUCAAUCAUUUUACACUGUAAGAAAAGCAGGCUUCCAUAAGAGACUUGAAACCUGCCUGGGAAACCCAGGGAACUUUAUGAGACAGAGGGCUCUCAUAGUUGAUACCUUCCAUUUAAAAGCUCAGUAUUGAG